Molecule: messenger RNA, 1799 nt
Organism: Chenopodium quinoa (quinoa)
Lineage: Eukaryota; Viridiplantae; Streptophyta; Magnoliopsida; Caryophyllales; Amaranthaceae
Exons: 2
Coding region: 746-1117 (123 amino acids)
Source: RefSeq, a predicted model, not a curated record
UUUCACCCAAUUAACUCUCCCAGUUUGUACAAAGGUUUUACUUUACCUUAAUUAACCUAAUUAGGAUUUUAAUUAGAAUUCAUUUUAGGGUUCACGAGUUUAGUAUUAUUUGGGGAUUUUGAAUUCUAAGGUUUGGGGGUUUGAUUGAAUUGGGGUUUUUGCUUAUUUUAGCAUUAAUUGGCUAUUGUAAUUGAUAAAAGUGAAAAAAUAGCCAAAAUAACGUUUUAAUUGGACGGAAAACGUUAGUGAGUAGUGCUACCCAAACAUUUCCAAACUUGCAGGUAGUUAUAAACAAAUAAAAAAAAAUUGGGUAGUUGUUCAAUUACAAUUUCCUUAUUGUAAUAUAUGUAUGAUAUAAAAAAUAAAAAAAUAAAAAAAUUAAUUGAAACUACAGUACAGUAAACCUAAAAAAUAUUGGAAGGUCCUCCCUAAACUUUACUUGUCCAUAUUAUGCACCGCAUUAAAUUUGCAUUUCUAAUUAGUAACGUUCCAUAUGUUGGUGAUUAAUAUUAGUAUGCCCCUAUAUAUUCCCAUAUGAUGCAACAAAUAUAUCUAAAUUACCCGAAACACUAAUAUCUCCCGCUAAAAUACAAAAUGUAACAUCAUAUGAUAUGAUAUAGUGGCGGGAAAAUCUACCAUAUAUAAGAAAACGAACCCUUAACAUAUUUCCACAACUUUCUCCAAAAUCGUCUGUUUCUAAAAUAGUUUAAGUUGCAAAAAUUAAAGCUCAAACAAACACACACACAUGGCUAAACGCAAAAGAGGAAAUGUUUCGUCAACACUAGAGGCGUAUGAAAUAAAACGUAUGAAAGAUAUUCACUGCUUUCAACUAUUCAUGCGCAACGUCAUGUACCACAUUGGUCCCUUGGACACGGGGAAAUUGGUUAGUGUUGUUGGCAAUGCUCCUAUCAUAGAAGAUAUGUAUCAGGAAGAGCGUUUUAACUACAUGAAAACUAAAGUAAACCUCUCUAACAUCCCCAAAAAUGGAAAAGGAGAACGAUUAAUCACUCUGGCUGAUGACCGGAUUGUGAAGCUUGAACCAAUCAAUUUGGAAUACGAUGAUACAUGCUACAAGCGCAUUAAAAAGAUUGAUUUUGUGGAUCUUUCUGACGAGUAGAGGUCGCAUCACACCUUGCAUCUACUUAGUUGUUUACUAAAACUAUUCACGUUUUUUUAGUGUCUCUUUUUUGUUUAAUCCACUCUAGCCUAUGUGGUGUGGUUAAUAUUGGAGCAAAUAAGCUACUGCUGUAUUAAGAUCAUUAUCGUAAUAUCUAUAUGAAUAAAUAUUUUGCUGUUAAAUAUAAUUUUUCAUGCCCAAAAACAAUGUUGCGAAAAAGAUAAAAGCACUAAGUUUACAUACUAGGCAACAUUGGAAUAAAUUAAAAAAUUAAUCCAUGCUACAAUUUUUUUUUUUUAAAUAAAAAAAAUAAAAACAAAUACUAACAAUAACUAUAACCUGUGAUACAACCGAACACACGAUUAAACCAUUGACAAUAUGUUCAAGCUAUUGUUGAGUACACGAGAAUCAUUUUUUUUGCAAACCAUUGUUUUGCUUCCCACGAAUCAUAAAUCCUUGUCUUCCUCAUGCCACCGUAUGUUUGCAUUAGGAAUCUGACACCAGCAUCGAGACAGUCGAACCUCCAUGGAACAGUCCAAUUACAAUCGUCGCACUCUUGCAUCACUAAUAGGUUUUUAUGGCUCCCGCAAGGAUUGUUAAAAAUAUUCCUAAAACAAUAAAUCUCGAGUUGUGUCCAAUCAAUGUCUUCGUUAGCGUGUAUCCUCUCUCCAACUCUGUCGUU